AUGCCGGCGCGGCGCGAUGCGCGCGCCGUCGCGACGAUCGCGGUCGUCGUCUUCGUCGUCGUCUGCGUCGGCCGUGGCGGCGGCGCGACGGCGCUGACGCUGACGAGCGACGGGAGAACGUGUAAAUUUCCGCUCGAGGUCGGCGGGGCGACGUCGACGACGUGCGUACCGUUCGGAUCGAACGACGUCCUGUGGUGCGUCGCGGAGGAAGAUGGACGAUGGGGGACGUGCGCGGAGGCGUACGACGCGAGUGAACGCGGUCGGGUGACGAGGGAGAUGACGUUGCGCGCGGCGCGGACGCUGGGCGAUUCGUCCGCGAGCGCGGACGAAAAGCGUGCGGCGAACGAGAUUUUGGAGAACGCGAGUGCGUUGAUGCUUCGCGCGCUCGCGGAUGAGAACAUCGAGAUUGAUGGCACGGUGAUCGAUAAUCCCAUCGCGGCGUAUCUGGAGAAACGGGACGACGGCGUGGCGAGCGGGUCGCCCCCGCCGAUCAAACGGCUUCGUCCACCACCGCCGACGGCAUCAUCGCCACCGCCAUCGCCACCGCCGUCAUCGCCACCGCCGUCAUCACCACCGCCAUCACCGCCGCCCGUCGAGACACUACCGCGUUGCAGGGCUAGAGUGGACAUUCGUUGGGAGAGUCCACAAGCCGAUGGUUCGUCGGAAUUCGGCAUGGACGUGUACGUCCUUCUAUCGUCUGGCGACAGCAUUUCGGACGGCUGGAGAGUGAUUUUUAAGUUCAUGAGCGAUCAGGUGGCGCUGUACUCAAACUCGGCGUACGGUGCGGAUGCGCGGACGCUAUACUCUCCUGAUUAUGGUCGAGUGUAUGAGCUCGCCGAUCGAGGCUGGGAUGCGUUCAUCGCACUAUACUCGACGAAACGCAUCGGAUUCAACGUACGUACGAGAGCGGACUCGCGCGCUUUAAAGUUAAAACUUCUCAUUCUCAAUGGCGCGCGGUGCGAGGUCGUUGAAGAGUCAUCGCAACGGUACUGA
Ostreococcus tauri is the source of this 993-nucleotide messenger RNA. RefSeq names its product Fibronectin, type II, collagen-binding. The transcript has a single exon. The record is from RefSeq and is a predicted model, not a curated record. NCBI's taxonomy places the organism in Eukaryota, Viridiplantae, Chlorophyta, Mamiellophyceae, Mamiellales, Bathycoccaceae. Bases 1 to 993 code for a protein of 330 amino acids.